GUCACCUUUCGCAUCAAUUGCGCAGAGCAUUAUUACCCGUUAUUCACGGCACUAGGGUUCUUGCUUGAAACGAAAGCAGUGUUAUCUAUUCGUAGAAUGCCAGAAAUAGGAGCUUUUCGAUCACGAAUCGUGCGACGUGGUGACGGCCAACACCGUUCGAUUCAUUCACGCACCAACGACGUCGAGAAUGGCACGAACGCAGAAAAUCAGGAAGAAGAUGUAAAUGUCUCGCGACCGAGAUACCCUCGUGUUAUGGUCCCGCAACGCGGUCAGCGGAGGCAACACCGUGCUGGCGGAUCCAAGCACCAGCAGUCGUCCAUUCCAGACGACACGAUCCCCGGGCACUUCCAGCGAGUGGAUCCGGAUAAAGUUGAAGAUCAUGAGAAGCCUGAAGGGAAUCCCAAGCGUGUGAAGAAACCGAAGUCCAAACGUGCUAACAAGGUAUUGCUUCGUCUUCCGAUUUUGCCGAGUGUUUUCACUUUGGAGGAGUGCUCGGAUUUCCGCAAGUGUGUCAUUCAGUUCAAGAAACUUCCCGCGGUAAGUGACGAUGAGACGUUGAAUCACUUGGAGGAAAUUUACAAAGGCCACGAUCCCUACGAAGUUGCUUUGAAAUUACUUCUGUUGGCAUCUUGCAUGAAGGUGGAACCAUCCGUUUACAAGUCCAUUCUGACUGUGUCCUGCAAAGUCGUGAAGAAUUUUGAAGACGCAUGUGCACCUGACCUGCAAGAAAAGGCGUUAGUUUUUACGCAUUCAUCCGUAUUGAAACCCUUCGCCGAGGAUAUGCACGGGCUUUUCAAUGUCGGAAAUCUUUCAAUAAAACAUGUGGAAAACGCCAUCAAAAUCAUGAUUAAGUAUCACAUGUACGAGGCUGCCAUGGAAGUUGCGCAGUUCAAUGCGAUUGAACAUCGGUACACUCCAGAAGAUUUUGUCAUUCCGCUUCUCUUGAGGGGAAAGUUUAAGCAGCUGGGUUCACUGCUACAGCAAAGCUCGCAUUUCUUGGAACCUGCGCUUAGUUUCCUUGACGGAUUGUUGGCACGGUCUCAUGAGGAUUUCAAAGUGGAGAUUCAAAAGUUUGAGGUGCCCGAAAUGAAGCUGAAACGACAUACCAUCGUCCUCAAAGUGAUCGACUGGCAGAAAACCCUUGGGUUUGACAUGCGUUUGUGUCCACAGGUCACGCUUGCAUGUGGGAAAUUACAGUUGAUAAAACUGGUCACGCGUUUCCUUCACCGUAAAAAUCUGCCAUAUGUGAACUGGUGUGAGAUGGUGGAAGAAUUUGUUGCGGGAAAUCCUCUCAUGGCGAAGUUGCUCGUUACUGAAUUGUUGCAAAAUGGUGCUGUUGAUGAAGCAAAGCAUUGGGCCGAUAAGAAAGGUGUUGAAUUGCCUGAAGUGGUCGCCGAUGGGUCAGGGAAUCAUGGAGACGGUGUCACCAAAAGAAGGGUCAAAGAAUUCGAGUAUCUUGAUCUUGAUGUGGACAUGGACAAGGUUCAGUUUGUAGAUUCCGAGGACGGUUGUGUGAAGGCGUUCGAGGAGCUGUCAAAGGCUGGAGAAGUGGCAUUUGCCACGGAAAGGACACCCGGGGUCAGGUGGAAACCCCGGAAUUUUCCAAUUUUGCAGCUCGCGACUGCAUCCCAAGUCUUCAUUUUCGACGUGCCAAAACUCCUCAAAUCGUCAGCAUUUCAUGAAGGACUGGACAACAUGUUCGUUUCCAAAACUAAGAUUAUUGGUUAUAACUUCAAGUCGAAGGUCAGCACAUUGAAGAAGAUGGUUGGUGCUUCAAAGCAAUGGGGAGGAAAAAAUGUGCUGGAUUUGAAGCAUCUGACUGGCUUUUUCGUGAACAAAAAUUCGGAUACAAAUGCGCCAGAAGAUGUUGGGGAACAAAAGCCAAAAUUGAAGAGUCGGUUCCGUGGACUUCGAGAACUGACUGAGGCUGUGCUUGGAAAAGCCUUGAAUUCUUCGGAAGAAUAUUCGAAUUGGGACAAUCGUCCUUUGCGAGACUCGCAGAUGUUGUUCGCAGUUCGUGAAGUCAGUGUCCUUUUGCGUAUCUACGAAACAGCUGGAAUAGAAGCGGAGAAGCUGGGAAAAACUUACUCGGAUCUCGUGGUCCCACAUUCUCCCCGCAAAAAGUCUGUGGAUGAAAAGGCUCCGGCGGAAAGCAAGAAGAAGCUGAGGAAGAAGAUGAAGAAGCCGUUGGAUGAGGCUUUGAAUAGUGAUGAUCGUCAUGUUGAGGAGAUUCUCGUCGACGGAAAGAUUCCUGACAUCAUGGCGAACACAAAGAAGAAAACCGAUAUCAAGUUUGUGAUCGACCGCGCUUUGCACAGACUCUCGCGCUUCAUGAUAAAAGGCGGUUGCGACGUGAUUUCCUUCGCGAAUCGUGGAGGUGAAGAACCGAUUCCUGAAGAGUGGAUUAAAGAGAACCGAGUUAUUCUGACGGACAAGCGCGGCUUCAAGAAUCUGAAGGAUCGAGUUCCCCCGGGGUAUUGUUACGGAAUUCGAAACAAAAAGCUUUUUUACCAGGUGACGGAGGUGUGUAAGACGUACAGCAUUUCGGAUUUAGAUUCAUACAAGAAGGAUUCAAAGGAACAGCCGGAAUGAAGAAGAUAACGUGAAGAAGCCGGGAAAACACUUGUUUGAUAUGAAAUUCGUGUACAUCGUGAGGAUUCGGCCAAUGUUGCUUGCGUGAGAAAAAAUUAUUUGGUUUUUCGGUCAGAGGAAAUUUAUUUGGGAUGAAAAGUUGCUGUCAAAAAAUA
Molecule: messenger RNA, 2747 nt
Organism: Notodromas monacha
Lineage: Eukaryota; Metazoa; Arthropoda; Ostracoda; Podocopida; Cyprididae
Source: the annotation of a GenBank genome assembly